Salvia splendens (bonfire salvia) is the source of this 1419-nucleotide messenger RNA. RefSeq names its product serine-threonine kinase receptor-associated protein. Lineage: Eukaryota; Viridiplantae; Streptophyta; Magnoliopsida; Lamiales; Lamiaceae. Gene Ontology annotation, molecular function: RNA binding; protein binding. Gene Ontology annotation, cellular component: SMN complex. The coding region runs from base 206 to 1273 and encodes 355 amino acids. Gene Ontology annotation, biological process: spliceosomal snRNP assembly. The record is from RefSeq and is a predicted model, not a curated record. The transcript has 8 exons.
UUCACCUAUAAAUUACUCUCUCUUUUACCUCUGGAGUUCAUCUGCAAUUGACUAAUAAAUUUGAUCAUGGUUGGUUGGGAUCCGCGCAGAAGCUCUCAAUGGAUUCAUAAUCAUAAAUACUAGGGUUUCCCACCUCCGUGCAUCACCGUCAAGACAUACAUAUAUACACAAUUAUUGAUGCUGCUUCAUCUUGAUCUGUCGAAGAAUGGAUAAGAAGAAGGUGGUAGCUCCAUUGAUCUGCCAUGGGCAUUCUCGGCCCGUUGUCGACCUGUUCUACAGCCCGAUAACGCCGGAUGGUUUCUUCCUUGUUAGUUCCAGCAAGGAUUCCUCACCGAUGUUGAGAAAUGGAGAGACUGGAGACUGGAUUGGAACCUUUUUAGGGCAUAAAGGUGCAGUGUGGAGUUGCUGCCUGGACAAACAUGGUUUGCAUGUAGCAACUGCAUCAGCUGAUUUUUCUGCGAAGUUGUGGGAUGCACUAACCGGGGAUGUUUUGCAUUCGUUUGAGCACAAGCACAUUGUUCGUGCUUGUUCCUUCUCAGAGGAUACUCACUUGCUGCUAACUGGAGGGAUGGAAAAAGUUCUUCGUAUAUUUGAUUUGAAUAGUCCGGAUGCACCACCCAGGGAACUAGAAAAUUCUCCUGGUUCAGUUAGAACGCUUGCUUGGCUCCAUAGCGACCAGACAAUCUUAGGCUCUUGCACAGACAUGGGUGGGGUGAGGUUAUGGGAUGUGAGAACUGGAACGAUUGUUCGAACACUUGAGACAAAGGCUUCUACAACCAGCGUUGAAGUGAGUCAUGAUGGCCGCUAUAUAACAACUGCUGAUGGAUCGACCAUUAAGUUCUGGGAUGCAAAUCACUUCGGUCUGGUCAAGAGCUACGACAUGCCCUGUAUAAUGGAGUCAGCCUCGUUGGAGCCGAAGCUUGGCAACAAGUUCAUUGCAGGUGGAGAAGACAUGUGGGUCCAUUUAUUCGACUUUCACACUGGAGAAGAAAUCGGGUGUAACAAGGGGCACCAUGGUCCGGUGCAUUGUGUUCGUUUCUCACCUGGAGGUGAAUCAUACGCCUCUGGAUCUGAAGAUGGGACUGUUAGAAUAUGGAAGACCGGUCCGUUUGAUCAUGCUGAACCGGAGAGUUCAGCUGCCAACGGACCUUCUCAGGGCGUGAAGGCUGUCGUGAACGAGGUUACACGACAGAUGGAGAAGGCGCUUAUUGUUGAUGACAAGAACAAGAAACAACAACUGCCAACUGAGGUGAAGGCAACGGAGGCCCGUUAGUGUUAAUAGUGUUACCUGGUGUUACAUUGUCUAAACGUUUGAGGGAGUCAUCUUUUUUAAAUAAGAAUGAGCUUCUAUCAUUUGAUGUUAAAGACAAAAUACCACAAUCAACGGAAGCCAGAGAUGAGAAGAUUUUUGCUACGAAA